Molecule: messenger RNA, 942 nt
Organism: Entelurus aequoreus (snake pipefish)
Lineage: Eukaryota; Metazoa; Chordata; Actinopteri; Syngnathiformes; Syngnathidae
Gene: syf2
Product: SYF2 pre-mRNA-splicing factor
Exons: 7
Coding region: 101-817 (238 amino acids)
Cellular component (GO): Prp19 complex; catalytic step 2 spliceosome; post-mRNA release spliceosomal complex
Source: RefSeq, a predicted model, not a curated record
CUUGUUUAGGUCGUAAACGUCGAUGCUAAAUUAAAACAAGUCUUGUGCGCAAUAUCCGCCCACUACGUCGCUUCCGGUCUUCGUUCGCUGUAUAACAGCUAUGGCGUCCAGUGGUGAGGAGGAGAGUGUACCUACGGAACAGGAGUCAACUGAAACCAGCGCGUCAACGAAGAGAGAAGAGAGAUUACGCAAAUUCCGAGAGUUGCAUUUUAAACGGAAUGAAGCACGCAAGCUCAAUCACCAAGAAGUUGUCGAGGAGGAUAAGCGACUGAAACUACCCUCAAACUGGGAGGCGAAAAGAGCCAGAUUAGAGUGGGAAGUUGCUGACAAUGAGAAGAAAAAGGAAUGUGCUGAAAGAGGUGAAGACUACAACAGAGUGAAACUAAUGGACAUCACGGCUGAUGAUGCAGAGCGGUGGGCGAGAAAGAAAAAGAAGAAAAACCCGGACACCGGAUUUGCAGGUUAUGCCGAGGCCCAAUUGAGACAGUAUCAGAGGCUCACCAAGCAGAUCAAACCUGACAUGCAAAACUAUGAGAAACAGCGAGAGGAAUGCGGUGAGGACUUCCACCCCACAUCCAAUAGUCUGAUCCAUGGCACCCAUGUCCCGGGUGAGGAUUGCAUCGACCGCAUGGUGGAUGACGUGGAGAAACAAAUUGAGAAGCGUGCCAAAUACAGCCGACGCAGGGCCUACAACGAUGACGCAGACAUCGACUACAUUAACGAGAGGAACGCCAAGUUCAACAAGAAGGCCGAACGUUUCUACGGCAAAUACACGGCAGAGAUCAAGCAGAACUUGGAGAGAGGCACUGCUGUUUGACUUCCAUUUGUUCUUUUUACAUAUAUUGUUUUGGGCUGUGAUUAAUGUGUUAUGUAACAGUUCAAGAAUACACUUUGAACUAUCCUCACUUAUUUUUCAUUAAACCACUUUCAUUGAAAGAAAAA